AUGACGAUACCAAUAAGUGAGACGGAGACGUUCUCUACUGAUAGAAGAACUCAAGAAAGCACUCCAUUAUAUUUCAAUAAUAAUAACACAAGUGGCUUGACCACUAAUGUAUCAUAUCAUUAUAAUGCAGAAGUUAGUCAGUAUCAUUAUGGAUCUCUACAUCCUAUGAAACCAUUUAGAUUAAUGUUAACCGACCAUUUAGUAAUAUCCUACAAACUAUUUGAAAAAAUGGAUCUAUAUACACCCCGUCGAGCUACUCGAUCAGAAAUGACCCAAUUUCAUUCUGAAGAUUAUAUCGAUUUCUUACAAACCAUUACUCCUGAAAAGACGGCAAAAUUGGCAGAACAGACAUUAGCUCAAUUCAAUAUUGGAGAUGACUGUCCUGUGUUUGAUGGAAUGUAUGAUUAUUCUGCAAUAUAUACUGGUGCUUCCCUUGAUGCCCUGCGAAAAUUAAUUUCAGGAAUGUCUGAUAUUGCCAUUAAUUGGCUGGGUGGAUUACAUCAUGCUAAAAAGUUUGAACCUAGUGGGUUUUGUUAUGUUAAUGAUAUUGUAUUGAGUAUUAUGAAUUUAUUAAGAAUUCAUCCUAGAGUAAUGUAUAUUGAUAUUGAUUUACAUCAUGGUGAUGGAGUUCAAGAAGCUUUUUACACCACUGAUAGAGUAAUGACUGUUUCAUUUCAUAAAUAUAAUGGAGAAUUUUUCCCCGGGACUGGAUCAGUUGAUGAAAUUGGAUUAGCUAAGGGGAGAAAUUAUGCUGUGAACGUACCGUUAAGAGAUGGAAUUGAUGAUGAAUCUUAUAUACGACUAUUUAAACUGAUCAUGGAACCUUUAAUAACUAAAUUCCAACCUACUUGUAUUGUCCAACAAUGUGGAGCUGAUUCCUUAGGAUAUGAUAGAUUAGGAUGUUUUAAUUUAAAUAUUAGAGCUCAUGGUGAAUGCGUUAAAUUUAUAAAAACAUUUGGAAUCCCCAUGUUGGUUGUUGGAGGUGGUGGAUAUACUCCAAGAAAUGUUUCAAGAUUAUGGUGUUAUGAAACGUCCGUAUUGAAUGAUGUUACUCUUGAUCCUAAAAUCCCCAAUUUCUUACCAACUUAUGAUUGGUUUGGACCUGAUUAUUCAUUACAUCCUCAAUUAGAAGGUAGAAUUGAUAAUAAGAAUUCUAAGAAAUAUUUAGAAAGUGUAAGGCAUGAAAUUUUGGAACAAGUACGAUAUCUUAAUCAUGCUCCUUCGGUACAAAUGUAUGAAAUUCCGCCUGAUUUAACUGGUUUAACUGAUGAGGAAGAAGAUGCAAUUAAGGAAUUGAAUGAAGAAAAUGAGAGAGAAAAGAAAAUAAUGAAAGAUGAAUCAAAAACUGGGGAGUUUAUGACAUAA
Hemisphaericaspora subhashii is the source of this 1365-nucleotide messenger RNA. It is a transcript of the gene HOS2, whose product is annotated as histone deacetylase. NCBI's taxonomy places the organism in Eukaryota, Fungi, Ascomycota, Pichiomycetes, Serinales, Debaryomycetaceae. Gene Ontology annotation, molecular function: histone deacetylase activity. The record is from RefSeq and is a predicted model, not a curated record. The transcript has a single exon. Bases 1 to 1365 code for a protein of 454 amino acids.